Messenger RNA from Peronospora belbahrii, 387 nucleotides. Lineage: Eukaryota; Oomycota; Peronosporomycetes; Peronosporales; Peronosporaceae. The record is from the annotation of a GenBank genome assembly.
AUGAUCUCGACUGCGGCAACUCGAGGAUUCGCUACGUCUGGUUACAAACGUGCUAAAGCUAUUCGUGUCAAGAAAAGUGAGUCUCGUCGCGUUGUUACGAAAGCACCUAAAGCUGCUACCAAUGCACUCACAGAAGUGCCUACUUCACUACCGCCUUUCGUACAUUCAGAACAACAGACGACUCCACAGACAUUUGGUGGUAUAAUGAAAGAGAGUUUCUUGUGGGGUCUGGGCAUGGCAGUCGCAUUUUCAUUUGUUGGGAUUAUUUUCAGUCGUAUGGAAGAAGAGUCGACGAUGCCAAACAAGUUUCAGGAAAGUUUUGUCGUGUCAGCAAACGGUCAGAACCCGCAUGAAGAUCAAUCGAAGCAGUUAUUUGUAGACAAAUAA